AUGGUCGAGAGCAAAACCGGCCUUGUUCUGACAACCGCGCGGCUGAUUCGCACAAAGGAUGCUCCUGUCAGCGUCUGGUCAGGCGGUGAAGAGUAUUAUGAGUUGUUACAGUAUGACAAUGGGGGGCCAGUUAUUGACUUGGAUGGAGAAGUUGUAGGAAUGGUCAACGACCCUAAGAGAUUUGAGUCUUUUAUACCUUCUUCCAUUUUGCUCAAUUGUUUGGAUUCAUGGAGGAAAUAUCGGCAUUUCUCCCGGCCCCAUCUUGGAAUGACGUUUAAGGCCAUCGAACUUCUAGAACCUGCUCAUGUUGACAUGUUAUGGCGUAUGUUUAACAUUGAUGACGGUCUUGUUGUUCAAGAGGUGUCAAAGGGAUCUAAUGCUGAGAUACUCGGAAUCCAAAAAGGUGAUGUUAUUGAAUCUAUCAAUGGAAAACGUGUUUCUACCACAAUUGAGGUGGGUUUAUUAAUGAGCUGA
Triticum turgidum subsp. durum (durum wheat) is the source of this 474-nucleotide messenger RNA. The record is from the annotation of a GenBank genome assembly. Lineage: Eukaryota; Viridiplantae; Streptophyta; Magnoliopsida; Poales; Poaceae.